AUGGUGACGUUUUGCCCCUGCAUCUCGCUGGCGCAGAUCUCCAAGCGCCUGGGCGUCAGCUCCUACUGCUGCGGGCUGUUCCUGAGCUUCCUCUUCGGGUGCUUCUUGUCGGCGUGCUUGCCGCUCUGGAUCUGCCACCUGCGCUCUGUCACACGACAGAGGUUCCGCAUCCCGGGGAAUUGCUGCGGAGACUACUGUGAAGCCUGUUGCUGCCCAUGCUGCGCGAUUGCUCAAAUGGCGACUCGAACCGGAAGCUACACACCCGGAAGCUGCAGUUUUGGCUCUCGCGACACCCUCCCACCGUACAACCACAUGUAG
This is a messenger RNA of Phytophthora sojae, 318 nucleotides long. RefSeq lists its product as hypothetical. Bases 1 to 318 code for a protein of 105 amino acids. NCBI's taxonomy places the organism in Eukaryota, Oomycota, Peronosporomycetes, Peronosporales, Peronosporaceae. The transcript has a single exon. The record is from RefSeq and is a predicted model, not a curated record.